CCCCCUUUUUUUCAACUUCCGGUAGCCUCUGGUUGGGUCAGGGAGCGCUGCAAGUCACCCGUGUGCGACUGACGUAUUUUUUCUUUCCCGCCCAUGGGCCCGGGGUGGGCUGGGCUGCUGCAGGACAAGGGUGGCGGUAGCCCUUCCGUCGUCAUGUCCGACACAGACAGCGACGAAGAGUCGGCUGGUGGAGGCCCAUUUUCUCUAACUGGGUUCCUGUUCGGCAACAUCAAUGGAGCAGGGCAGUUGGAAGGCGAAAGCGUCUUGGAUGACGAGUGCAAGAAGCAUCUUGCGGGCUUGGGGGCUUUGGGUCUUGGCAGCCUGAUCACUGAACUCACAGCAAAUGAAGAAUUGUCCGGGAGUGAUGGUGCCCUGGUAAAUGAUGAAGGAUGGAUUAGGAGUAGAGAGGAUGCUGUGGACUAUUCUGACAUCAACGAGGUGGCAGAAGAUGAAAGUAGAAGAUACCAGCAGACAAUGGGAAGCUUGCAACCCCUUUGCCACACAGAUUAUGAUGAAGAUGACUAUGAUGCUGAUUGUGAAGAUAUUGAUUGCAAAUUGAUGCCUCCUCCACCUCCACCCCCAGGACCACUGAAGAAAGAGAAGGACCAAGAUGAUAUUACUGGUGGGUACCAGGUCCAAGUGUCUGAAGAUGGAGAAGGCAUCAUCUUGCCCUCCAUCAUUGCCCCUUCCUCUUUGGCCUCAGAGAAAGUGGACUUCAGUAGUUCCUCUGACUCAGAAUCUGAGAUGGGACCUCAGGACGCAGCACAGUCAGAAUCUAAGGAUGGACAGCUGACCCUACCAUUGGCUGGGAUUAUGCAGCAUGAUGCCACGAAGCUGUUGCCAAGUGUCACAGAACUUUUUCCAGAAUUUAGGCCUGGAAAGGUGUUACGCUUUUUACGGCUUUUUGGACCGGGGAAGAAUGUUCCAUCUGUUUGGAGGAGUGCUCGGAGAAAGAGGAAAAAGAAGCACCGUGAGCUUAUACAGGAAGGGCAGGUCCAGGAAGAGGAGUGCUCAGUGGAAUUAGAAGUCAACCAGAAAUCUCUGUGGAACUAUGACUAUGCUCCUCCUCCACUUCCAGACCAGUGUCUCUCUGAUGAUGAAAUCACAAUGAUGGCUCCUGUGGAGUCCAAGUUUUCCCAGUCAACUGGAGACACAGAUAAAGUAAUGGAUACCAAGCCAAGAGUGGCCGAAUGGCGUUAUGGACCUGCCCGGCUGUGGUAUGAUAUGCUAGGUGUUCCUGAAGAUGGCAGUGGCUUUGAUUAUGGCUUCAAAAUGAAGAAGACUGAACAUGAAUCUACAAUAAAAUGCAACAUAAUGAAGAAAUUAAGGAAACUUGAGGAAAACAGUGGCGUCGAUCUUCUGGCAGAUGAAAACUUCCUAAUGGUGACACAGCUGCAUUGGGAAGAUGAUAUCAUUUGGGAUGGGGAGGAUGUCAAACACAAAGGAACAAAACCUCAGCGUGCGAGUUUGGCAGGCUGGCUUCCUUCCAGUAUGACUAGGAAUGCCAUGGCCUACAAUGUGCAGCAAGGUUUUACAGCUACAUUGGAUGAUGAUAAACCUUGGUACUCCAUUUUCCCCAUUGAUAAUGAAGAUCUGGUAUAUGGACGUUGGGAGGACAAUAUCAUUUGGGAUGCUCAGAACAUGCCUAGAAUUUUGGAGCCUCCUGUUUUGACACUUGAUCCCAAUGAUGAGAACUUGAUUUUGGAGAUCCCUGAUGAGAAGGAAGAAGCUACUUCUAAUUCUCCUUCUAAGGAGAAUAAGAAAGAAUCAUCUCUGAAGAAGAGUCGAAUUCUCUUAGGAAAAACAGGAGUCAUCAAGGAAGAGCCACAGCAGAACAUGUCUCAGCCAGAAGUGAAAGAUCCAUGGAAUCUCUCCAAUGAUGAGUAUUACUAUCCCAAGCAACAGGGCCUUCGAGGUACUUUUGGAGGAAAUAUUAUCCAGCACUCAAUUCCAGCUGUAGAAUUACGGCAGCCCUUCUUUCCUACCCACAUGGGACCCAUCAAACUUCGGCAGUUCCAUCGCCCACCUCUAAAAAAGUACUCCUUUGGGGCACUAUCUCAGCCAGGUCCACACUCAGUUCAGCCUUUGCUGAAGCACAUCAAAAAGAAGGCAAAGAUGAGAGAACAAGAGAGGCAAGCCUCGGGUGGUGGAGAGAUGUUUUUUAUGCGCACACCUCAGGAUCUCACAGGCAAAGAUGGAGACCUUAUUCUUGCUGAAUACAGUGAGGAAAAUGGACCAUUAAUGAUGCAAGUUGGCAUGGCAACCAAGAUAAAAAACUACUAUAAGCGGAAACCUGGAAAAGAUCCUGGAGCCCCAGAUUGCAAAUACGGAGAAACUGUUUAUUGCCAUACAUCGCCUUUCCUGGGUUCUCUUCAUCCUGGCCAGUUACUGCAGGCAUUUGAGAACAACCUUUUUCGUGCUCCAAUUUAUCUUCAUAAGAUGCCAGAAUCUGACUUCCUGAUCAUUCGAACAAGGCAGGGUUACUUUAUUCGAGAAUUAGUGGAUAUUUUUGUUGUUGGCCAGCAGUGUCCCUUAUUUGAAGUUCCUGGUCCUAACUCCAAAAGGGCCAAUACACACAUCCGAGAUUUUCUUCAGGUUUUUAUUUACCGGCUCUUUUGGAAGAGUAAAGAUAGGCCACGGAGGAUACGGAUGGAAGAUAUAAAGAAAGCCUUUCCUUCACAUUCAGAAAGCAGCAUCCGGAAGAGGCUAAAGCUCUGUGCCGACUUCAAACGUACAGGGAUGGAUUCAAACUGGUGGGUGCUGAAGUCUGAUUUUCGUUUACCAACGGAAGAGGAGAUCCGAGCUAUGGUAUCCCCAGAACAGUGCUGUGCUUAUUAUAGCAUGAUAGCUGCUGAACAGAGACUAAAGGAUGCUGGCUAUGGAGAGAAGUCCUUUUUUGCUCCUGAGGAAGAAAAUGAAGAAGAUUUCCAGAUGAAGAUUGAUGAUGAAGUUCGUACUGCUCCUUGGAAUACUACAAGGGCUUUCAUUGCUGCCAUGAAGGGCAAAUGUCUCCUGGAGGUGACUGGAGUAGCAGAUCCUACAGGCUGUGGUGAAGGGUUCUCCUAUGUGAAGAUUCCAAACAAACCGACACAACAGAAGGAUGAUAAAGAGCCUCAGCCAGUGAAAAAGACAGUCACAGGAACAGAUGCAGACCUUCGUCGCCUGUCUCUGAAAAAUGCCAAGCAGCUUCUUCGUAAAUUUGGUGUGCCUGAGGAGGAGAUUAAAAAGUUGUCCCGCUGGGAAGUUAUUGAUGUGGUACGUACAAUGUCAACAGAACAGGCUCGCUCUGGAGAGGGGCCCAUGAGUAAAUUUGCUCGUGGAUCAAGGUUUUCAGUGGCUGAGCAUCAAGAACGUUACAAAGAGGAAUGUCAGCGCAUCUUUGACCUACAGAACAAGGUUUUGUCAUCAACAGAGGUCUUAUCAACUGACACAGACAGCAGCUCAGCUGAAGACAGUGACUUUGAAGAAAUGGGAAAGAAUAUUGAGAAUAUGCUGCAGAACAAGAAAACAAGUUCUCAGCUGUCUCGGGAGCGGGAGGAGCAGGAACGGAAGGAACUCCAGCGGAUGCUACUGGCAGCAGGCUCAGCAGCAGCAGGAAACAAUCACAGAGAUGAUGACACAGCUUCAGUGACCAGCCUUAACUCUUCUGCCACUGGCCGCUGUCUCAAGAUUUAUCGAACAUUUCGAGAUGAGGAGGGGAAGGAAUAUGUUCGUUGUGAGACAGUCCGAAAAGCAACUGUUAUUGAUGCUUAUGUACGCAUACGGACCACAAAAGAUGAAGAGUUCAUUCGAAAAUUUGCCCUUUUUGAUGAGCAACACCGAGAAGAGAUGAGAAAAGAACGGCGGAGGAUUCAAGAGCAAUUGAGGAGACUUAAACGGAACCAGGAAAAGGAAAAGCUAAAGGGGCCUCCUGAGAAAAAGCCCAAAAAAAUGAAGGAACGGCCUGACUUAAAAUUGAAAUGUGGAGCAUGUGGUGCCAUCGGGCACAUGAGGACAAAUAAAUUCUGCCCCCUUUAUUAUCAAACAAAUGCUCCACCUUCUAACCCUGUUGCUAUGACCGAGGAACAAGAGGAAGAGCUGGAAAAGACAGUCAUUCAUAAUGAUAAUGAAGAACUUAUCAAGGUUGAAGGGACCAAGAUCGUUUUGGGCAAACAGCUAAUUGAGAGUGCAGAUGAAGUUCGCAGAAAAUCUCUGGUCCUGAAGUUCCCUAAACAACAACUUCCCCCCAAGAAAAAACGACGGGUUGGAACCACUGUUCACUGUGACUAUUUGAAUAGACCUCAUAAAUCCAUCCACCGGCGCCGGACAGACCCGAUGGUGACACUGUCUUCUAUCUUGGAGUCUAUUAUCAAUGACAUGAGAGAUCUUCCAAAUACAUACCCUUUCCAUACUCCAGUUAAUGCAAAGGUUGUAAAGGAUUACUAUAAAAUCAUCACUCGACCAAUGGAUCUACAGACACUCCGUGAAAACGUGCGCAAACGCCUUUAUCCGUCUCGGGAAGAAUUCAGAGAACAUUUGGAGCUAAUUGUGAAAAACAGUGCAACUUAUAAUGGACCAAAGCACUCACUGACUCAGAUUUCUCAAUCCAUGCUGGAUCUCUGCGAUGAAAAACUCAAAGAGAAAGAGGAUAAGUUGGCACGUUUAGAGAAAGCUAUCAACCCCUUGCUUGACGAUGAUGAUCAAGUAGCCUUUUCUUUUAUUCUGGAUAACAUUGUCACUCAGAAAAUGAUGGCAGUUCCAGAUUCUUGGCCAUUUCAUCACCCAGUUAAUAAGAAAUUUGUUCCAGAUUAUUACAAAGUGAUUGUCAGUCCAAUGGAUUUGGAGACUAUACGUAAGAAUAUCUCCAAGCACAAAUACCAGAGUCGAGAGAGCUUUCUAGACGACGUAAACCUGAUUCUGGCCAACAGUGUUAAGUACAAUGGGCCUGAGAGUCAGUAUACUAAGACUGCUCAGGAGAUUGUGAACGUUUGUCACCAGACAUUAACUGAGUAUGAUGAACAUUUGACUCAACUUGAGAAAGAUAUUUGUACAGCUAAAGAAGCAGCUCUGGAGGAAGCAGAAUUAGAAAGUCUGGACCCAAUGACUCCAGGGCCAUAUACACCUCAGGCUAAGGUUACUGAGGGGCCAGGUAUAAAGAACCCUCAGAUACUUCUUCAAGGUCCAGAACCAGGAAAGGCUCUUGGAGUUGUAUGGGCAGAUUGGGUCAAGGGGGCUUGGGUGAGUGAUGUUGCCCAGGAAGGCCUUGUUUGCUAAUAGGCUCACAGUUUCCACAAGGUACUUUCUGGUAAGUUAAAGCUUGGAUACUAGCCAUCAUUCUCUAGCAGAACCUAACCACCAAUUAGUAUGUGCUUUUCUUGGGUCUUAGAUAGUCAUAAACCUAGACCAUUGGUGAAUCAGUGUUGUCCUUCCUGAGCAGUAGCUGCUUUGGUAUCCUUAGUGAGUUUCCUAUGGAGAAUAUGGUAUGGCUAGUGCUACUUCAUUCUUUUCAGUUCAUGCUCUCAUCUUUCCCUUCACUUAUAUGUAUAAAUUUUAAAUUAGCUAAAGUCAUUGCCUGUUAACUAAAGGAAUUUAGAUUCCAUGUGUGACCAUCCUUACUCACAAAUAUGUAAAAUCAAAACAUUAUUAGAAAGUAUCUGUAUUAGAUUAACCUGUCAUAAUACAGUUUUGAUUGUAUAGGAGCAUAGCAUUAAUCACGCCAUUUUCAACUUCCAGAUUGUGACAGUCAGUAGUGUAUUUGCAUCUGGAUACUUCUACUGAAACUUGCAUUGAGCUCAAUACUUUGGAAUUAUUCAUUUUACACUUUCUCACAUUCCUCUUUAUUUUUAUACUACAUUUUAAAUUUUGCAGAAAGUUUAUUUGUAUGGUAAUGUUUUGAACUCUAUUUUGGAAAAUCAAAUCUUCUCAGUCAAUCUUCUUUGCUUGCUUGUUUACGACACUUAUAUGGGUAGACAUUUGGGGUUUUUUGUUGUUGUUAUUGUUUUGUGUUGGUGUUUUUUUUUUAAAUAGCCCAGGCUGUGAUCUUCCUAAUUGAACUUUCUGGGUGCUGGGAGUAUAGGCUUUUGUCACUAAUCCUUGCUCAUAAGCAAGUUUUGUAUUAAUCAAAGUAAUACCAUGAUUGGGGAGAAUUAGAAGAUAGGGCUAGAGAGAUAGCUUAGCAGUUACGAGUGCUUGCUGUUCUUUUGGAGGACCUGACUUUGGUUGCUAGCACUCAUGUUCUGUGACUUGCUGUUUUAACUUUGGCUCCAGAGGUUCUGACACCUUCUGGCCUCUACAGACACUACACUCACAUGUACACACCCACACACUGACAUUCGCAUAUACAUAUAUUUUGUUGUUGUUUAUAUAUACAGGGUUUCUCUGUAUGGCCUUGGCUGUAGACCAGGCUGGCCUUGGACUCACAGAGAUCUGCCUGCCUCUGCUUCCUAAGUGCUGGGAUUAGAGGCAAGCACCACCAUUGCCCAGCCACAUAAUUUUUUAAAUGAAUAAAUAAAAUCUUUUUAAUCAUUGGAAGAUACAAAUAACAGGUGUGUUACUUAUCAAUUCCAUUUUUCAUAACAUCAACUACUGAGUAUUUUGAGUUUUCAUAUCUGUGAUAUGUCUAUUUAUGUCUGUAGAUAUACUUUAAAAGUGAAAUUGAUGAAUAUUAUUUUCCUUGUUAUGUUUAUUUCAUGAAUAUUUUAUCUAGUCUCUCUUAUUAUUAUUGACUAGACUCCAUUUAGUAAAUUUCUGCACUUUUCAGGGAUGAAAAGGAGCUAUCAUUUCUUGAGUACCAGGUAUUGAAUACACAAAGCUCUUAAUUCUCACAACAACCCUGUGACGUAGAUAUUAUCAUCCAUGUUUUACAGUUGAGGAAAACAGGGUGGUUAACAACGGUAGAACCAAGACUCAAUCCCAGGGCUGUUUACUCCAAAGCCCAUGCUUUUUAUUCUAACCAUGCCAUUUUGCUUUGAAGUAUCAUCCACAGACUUAUGAACUGUCAAACCAUCCCAUGCUCUUUUUGAAAUUAAUUCCUUUAUCCAGUUUCUGUUCAUGUCUCUUAAGUCAGUAAAACUAUAACUAAUAUGAAUCCCUGAGCUUAAAAACAGCAAGGCAAGACUUAGAAAAAUAAAGUAGUUUACUGACCAGAGAGGCUGUUAUGUUAAUACAUAAACUUGUCCCUAAGCUUUAUGCAUUUCUACUUUAGUUUUUAAACAUAUACAAUAGAUGCCAGUCUGCUAGAGUGAAUGCUAUUUAAAGGAUUCUAAAAAUUUGUGUAAAAAGCUGUACCGGGCUGUGGUUUCUCUUUAACUAGGUUGUUUUGCAUGUCCUUUUGUUAUAAAGGAGAAUUCUUUGUAUUUCUUCUAGCUGCUUCCCUUUAUAGAAGCUAAGUUGUGUAUUUUAUG
Messenger RNA from Mus musculus (house mouse), 7382 nucleotides. It is a transcript of the gene Taf1, whose product is annotated as TATA-box binding protein associated factor 1. Gene Ontology annotation, cellular component: transcription factor TFIID complex; nucleus. Bases 94 to 5253 code for a protein of 1719 amino acids. Gene Ontology annotation, biological process: chromatin remodeling; chromatin organization; transcription by RNA polymerase II. Lineage: Eukaryota; Metazoa; Chordata; Mammalia; Rodentia; Muridae. Gene Ontology annotation, molecular function: histone acetyltransferase activity; TBP-class protein binding; RNA polymerase II general transcription initiation factor activity. The record is from RefSeq and is a predicted model, not a curated record. The transcript has 37 exons.